This is a messenger RNA of Hypoxylon fragiforme, 1601 nucleotides long. RefSeq names its product homoserine kinase. Lineage: Eukaryota; Fungi; Ascomycota; Sordariomycetes; Xylariales; Hypoxylaceae. Gene Ontology annotation, molecular function: ATP binding; homoserine kinase activity. The record is from RefSeq and is a predicted model, not a curated record. The transcript is spliced from 3 exons. Bases 394 to 1449 code for a protein of 351 amino acids. Gene Ontology annotation, biological process: L-threonine metabolic process.
GGCUAGCAAUUGGGUAGCACAAAUAUUUGAAAAUUUCCAAUUUUAGUCAUCAGCAACUUGUCCAGUAUUUUUUGUAUCAUACCUAAUAUCAUACCUAAUAACUAUAAUGAUAUACGGGAGAUAGAAUUGGAAUAAGGAAAUCUGAAAAUAGUGAGGUUUCUCAAUUCCUACUUCGUCAAUUGGAUAUUGAACUGUUCUCGGCCCAGGGUUUUUUUUUUCUUUUCUUUCUUAUCUUUCCUCGUAUCGGCAACGGACAUCCAUCCAUCCUACGGAGUUCAACUUCCCACUUGACCCGGACAAACCUUUUCAUUCAUCCGUUGUGUAGAGAAAGGGGGAAAAGCAAAUCAAAAUCCAAAAAAAAAAGGAAAGAGAACAAUAGGAGAAAUAAAAAAAAUGGAAACCUUCACAAUCCGCACCCCGUGCUCCUCCGCCAACAUCGGGCCGGGCUUCGAUGUCAUCGGGCUAGCGCUGUCCAUCUACCUAGAACUGAAGGUGACCAUCGACCGGUCCAAGAAGUCCACGGAGCCGCUGAACUGCCGCAUCACCUACGAGGGUCAGGGGGAGGGGUCCGACGACGUGCCGCUGGACCCGGCCGCCAACCUCAUCACCCGCGUCGCGCUGUACGUCCUCCGGUGCCACGACCAGCGCGCCUUCCCCUCCGAGACGCACGUGCACAUCAUGAACCCCAUCCCCCUCGGCCGCGGCCUGGGCUCCUCCGGCGCCGCGGUCGUGGCGGGCGUCAUGUUGGGCAAGGAGGUCGGCGGGCUGGAUUUGACCGAUGAUCGGCUAUUCGACUUUUGCCUUAUGAUCGAGCGCCAUCCCGACAACGUGGGAGCCGCAUUAUUCGGAGGAUUCGUGGGCACGUAUCUGAAGCCGCUGGCGCCCGAGGACGUGGCCCGCGUCGAGAUCCCGCUCAGCGAGGUCCUGCCCAUGCCAGCCGGCGGCCUGGAUACCGGCGAGCGGCCCCCGGAGCCGCCGCACGGGAUCGGGCACCACAUCAAGUUCCAGUGGGCCAAGGAGAUCAAGGCGGUCGCCGUCAUCCCCAACUUCCAGGUGCCGACGGCGAAAGCACGUGAGGUGCUGCCGAAGGAGUAUCCCAGACAGGACGUGACCUUCAACCUCCAACGCAUAGCCCUGCUCCCCGUCGCUUUGGGCCAAUCCCCGCCAGACCCGGACCUGAUCUACCUCGCGAUGCAGGACAAGCUGCACCAGCAGUACCGGCAGACGCUGAUUCCGGGGCUGGGCGAAAUCGUGGAGUCGAUGUCGCCGAGCACGCAGGAGGGGCUCCUGGGGGUCUGCCUCUCGGGCGCGGGCCCCACCAUCCUCGCCCUCGCCACCAGCAACUUCGAGGCCAUCGCCGACAAGAUCAUCGCCCGCUUCCGCCGCGAGGGCAUCGACUGCCAGUGGUUGAUUCUGGAACCGGCUGAGGGGACGAAGGUUAUUCGGUGAAGCAAGGGUGAUUGAGAAAAAAAAAAAAAGCGCUACCAUAGGUAGGUAGUGAAUGAAUCGGUAGGAAGAAAGGAAGUGUGUGAGCAAGCAUAGACAUCUACGUCAAGCCAAAGGUUUAAUACCCACGCACGCCGUCGCGCGUCGCCGCGGAG